UAGCACCUUGGACGCCUCGAUAUCAUUCAAAGAUAUACGGUCAUUAAACCGUGCAGCAUAAUCCUUAGACUUGAUAAGCGGGGUCGUUUCCAACGUUAAAGACCCAACAAACGACUUGAUUAGUUCAUUACAAAACUCCGAAGUGAAAAAAUUGUUAAUGGUGAUGAUUUGAUCCGAUAUAAUCGAUUCGGGCCCUGGCUUGAAAAACAGUUUUGCCAACAGCUUUGGUAAGUUGUAAUAGCUCUCAGGGAACUUAUACAGUGCCUCCUUGGGCUUCGUAGUAACCUUGGACUUCUUUGGAGCCAUAAUGCAAUGAAGAAGUUGAAGUAGCAAAGCUAAAUGCAGGAUAACGAUGAUUUUUUUUUCCAUACUUUUUUUGUCAUUUUGAAAAGAGAAAAAUUCAAUUGACGUGUUUUUUUUAACAACCAGAUAACAGAAUUAAGAAGCAAACAUGAGAAUAGCCACGUUGAUACCUCUACUAGGGGUCAUACCGAUGAUAGAGGCAUUCAAGGCCUCCCCGUUGGUAUUGGCAUCCCACAAGUUGGUGAAAGGGUUGAGAGAUGAAUUAGAACAUGGCAAUUCCCAACCGCAUAGCGAAACUAGUGUUACUAAUAUGUUGAAGAAGCUUAUGACGGAGUGUUCCUCCGAUGCCUACUUGUUGGUGAACCAACCCGGGUUGAAGUACGAGGAUAUGGUUGGAAUACACGAACAAAGAUGGCCCUUUUUACAAAAAUAUCUUACCUUGGCCAGUAGUGUUGUGGGGAUACCCUGGGUCAAAGGCACGGUUGAUUUGAAUUUUGUCGAGAACUACUUGAUCAAGAACUGUGAAGCAGAAACCAUCACCGUAUUGCACGAAGACGAGGCCGAGGUGGGCAAGUACAUCGACACCAGGAAAAGAAUAAUCCGGGUUGAAUUAAGUGAAAUCCCCGAAGAUAUCGACGAAGACGAAAGAGGAUUGAUCUUGAAAAGCCACGACGAACUAGUCAGACAAAUCUUGAGGAAAGUGCCUUCUCCUCAUUACACCAUUAUUCUCACCUCCAGUACCACCAGCAGCUUCCACCCUAUCCCACCUCUGGUGGUUGAGUCAAAACCAGAAAAGUAUGAAAUGUUCAACGAAAUCAUUAACCACCCAUCGAGACAAAAGGAAGUCGAGAGAAACGCCCAUAACUACCAGAACAAGGCCCCCGAAUGGAACCAGGACCGGAACACCGUUAAUAGGUAUUUGAAAAAUAGAAAGAACGACGAGGUUCACUUAUUCAGAGGUGAAAAAAGUAUGGAGUUAUGGAAACAAAAUGAAAAAAUCGUCAGCACCAUGCUAGUGAUGAUUGUCAGUAUUUUCCUCAUGAAAAUCAUGAAGCUUGUCAAGUACAUCCAGCACAAGUUGAGCGCAAUGCUCCAAAAACCAAAUCGCAAACAGGGACUCCUUGAUAAAAAAAGUCAUUAAACCUCUCUUUAUACGUAUAAAUAUAUUAAAAUUGCAACCAAAACCAACCUGUAAACCCAUACAACCUGCAAAAUACCCGACACAACCUGCAAAUUCACGGUAAUCUGCAAACCGCCGCAACGCAAACUGCAAAAAAACUUUAUAGACCAAAAAA
Hyphopichia burtonii NRRL Y-1933 is the source of this 1598-nucleotide messenger RNA. It is a transcript of the gene BIG1, whose product is annotated as Big1p. The coding region runs from base 452 to 1444 and encodes 330 amino acids. Gene Ontology annotation, cellular component: endoplasmic reticulum membrane. The record is from RefSeq and is a predicted model, not a curated record. Gene Ontology annotation, biological process: (1->6)-beta-D-glucan biosynthetic process; fungal-type cell wall biogenesis. Lineage: Eukaryota; Fungi; Ascomycota; Pichiomycetes; Serinales; Debaryomycetaceae. The transcript has a single exon.